AAUGUUGGUGCAAAGGCAACGAAUAUUUUCACCAAACUAAUAAUAGCGUUGCAAGAUUCGAGUCAGCAACUUUUGCUGUGGCAAAAAAAGUGCUUUCACCGGAAAACACUACAACUGAGAUGGCUAAAGAGGAGGAGUUCCUGAGAGAAAACGGAGGAAAUGAGAACGGCGCCGUCAAAGGACGCCAAGUCUCCCGCAGCGACUUUCCUCCUGACUUUGUUUUCGGUGUCGCUACUUCCGCCUAUCAGAUUGAAGGUGCUUGCAAUGAGGGUGGUAGAGGGCCUAGCAUAUGGGAUGCCUUUUCACACACUGAAGGAAAAAUUCUUGACAAGAGCAAUGGUGAUGUAGCAGUUGAUCAUUACCAUCGGUAUAUGGAAGAUAUUGAUCUUAUAGCGAAGUUGGGAUUUGGUGCUUAUAGAUUUUCAAUUUCCUGGUCUCGUAUUUUCCCUGAUGGCUUAGGAACCAAAGUCAAUGAUGAAGGGAUAACUUUUUAUAACAACGUUAUUAAUGCUCUUCUUGAAAAAGGUAUUAAGCCAUUUGUAACUUUGUACCAUUGGGAUCUUCCACUGCAUCUUGAUGAGUCAAUGGGAGGAUGGUUAAAUAAAAAAAUAAUAGAAUAUUUUGCACUUUAUGCAGAUACUUGCUUUGCAAAUUUUGGUGAUAGAGUGAAGAACUGGAUUACUAUUAAUGAGCCCCUUCAAACUUCGGUGAAUGGGUAUGAUAUGGGAAUCUUUGCACCUGGGAGAAGUGAGAAUUCACUAGUUGAGCCAUAUUUGGCAGCACAUCAUCAAAUCUUGGCUCAUGCGGCAGCAGUCUCCAUAUACCGAAGCAAGUACAAGGAUAUACAAGGUGGACAAAUUGGCCUGGUUGUAGACUGUGAAUGGGCAGAGGCUAAUUCUGAUAAGAUUGAAGACAAAUCUGCUGCUGCAAGGCGCCUGGAUUUUCAGAUUGGCUGGUACCUGGAUCCACUAUAUUAUGGCGAGUAUCCUAAAGCUAUGUGUGAACGACUUGGAGACCGGCUUCCGAAAUUCUCUGAAGAAGACAAGAAGUUGCUUCUGAAUUCUAUGGACUUUAUUGGUUUAAAUCACUAUACAACAAGGUUUAUCACUUAUGCAACAGACUCCAAUGAAGGAAGUCGUUACUACGGGGCACAGGAGAUGGAGAGAAUCGUGGAAUGGGAAGGUGGCAAGGUCAUUGGUGAGAAGGCAGCAUCAGAGUGGCUUUAUGUUGUUCCUUGGGGUCUUCGCAAGGUUCUUAAUUAUGUAUCACAAAAAUAUGCUACACCAAUUUAUAUAACGGAGAAUGGUAUGGAUGAUGAAGAUGAUGAUAAAUUGCCACUGCAUGAGAUGCUAGAUGACAAACUAAGAGUUUGCUAUUUCAAAGAAUACAUUGCCUCAGUUGCUGCGGCUAUAAAGGAUGGAGUAGAUGUUAGAGGAUACUUUGCAUGGUCAUUGCUAGACAACUUUGAAUGGGCUCAAGGGUAUACCAAACGCUUUGGAUUGGUCUAUGUCGAUUAUAAGAAUGGCCUCACUAGGCAUCCAAAGUCUUCUGCAUAUUGGUUUUCACGGUUUCUGAAAGCUGACAACGACAAAAAGGGAAAGGAAGAGUAGUUGAUUUCCAUCAUGAACGAAUGAAUAAUUAUAAGAAAAGAAAGCUUCCAUCUUAUCCUUAUGUGGAAGCCUUACAGUAACAUUUCUCUACUAAGUUCUGGAUGCAUCAAAUUAUUUAUGUACCGGAGUUGCCUAAAACAGAAAAACUGUUAUGUUAAAUACUUAUCUUGGUUUGAA
Molecule: messenger RNA, 1787 nt
Organism: Arachis stenosperma
Lineage: Eukaryota; Viridiplantae; Streptophyta; Magnoliopsida; Fabales; Fabaceae
Product: beta-glucosidase 42
Exons: 13
Coding region: 120-1610 (496 amino acids)
Biological process (GO): cellulose catabolic process
Molecular function (GO): beta-glucosidase activity
Source: RefSeq, a predicted model, not a curated record